ACCAACGCCAGCCACAUAAACUAUGAAGGUAUUUUAAUCUUGUUUUUGUUUUUCAGAAGAACCGUUACCAAGGCAUCGGCAAUACGAGGAUACGGAAAUAUUGCAAAUUCUUAUCUAUAGUGACGUCAUUGCCUAUCUUACCCAAAAUACUUUAAUCCUCGACGACGAUUACGUAAUGCAUUGUUUCGUUGCAAACAGUGAUUGUUACGUCACACAUGUUUGUAUUACGUUGCAGGUUUGCUUGUCGUUGAUUGGCUGCUGCGCGCCUGAGGCAACAACCGCACCAACCGGUUGCGACUUCAGUCACUUCGUAUCAAAACCCACCAUGGCUUCAACCAAGUUGCUUCUCGUCACGAUGUGUUUGGUUCUUUUAAUUUUGUUCGAAGUUGUUCGAAAAUCAAGGCGAACAGCUCCACCAAUGAGCAGAGAGGAAACAGCCGAAGCAUUCGAGAGACUGUGGAAUUACGUUUAUGACAUCAAGUAUGAGUGUUCGAACAUGGAGAUGGCUGGGGGAAGACGGGACGGUGACGGUGCUUACCCGGUUUGCCAUGACGUAUGGAAGAGCGACUCCAAGUGUCUUGUUUAUUCUUUCGGGGUGGGGAGGGACUUCAGCUUUGAUGAUGUCAUGGGGAGGAAAGGUUGCGAGGUGCAUUCGUUUGAUCCAAGCAUCGAGCUUAAGGACGGGUUGGUUCGUGAAAGCGGGGUGAAGUACCACAAGGUGGGGAUAGCGAGUCGCGACAUAGAAAGCAACGAAUAUGGAUGGAAGCUGAUGACGUUGGCUUCCGUCCAUCGCUACCUAAACCACGUGGGUGAUUGUAUCGAAUACUUGAAGGUUGACACGGAUGACCCGCUCACGGGGGGGUUUGAAGAUCAGGUCAUGCGCGAGAUCUUGGACACAGGAAUGCACGAACGAAUCCAACAUUUCUCGAUGGAGGUUCACUUACCAGGCCCCCUCAUGCACCCAGACCAUGGCCGUAGGUGUAAAGUGUUGUAUAAUUUGUUCACCAGGUUGGAGGGGGUGGGGUAUAAGUUGUUCAUCACAACGGACAAUGUAAGAGGCGCGCAACACCGACGAAAAACAACGUCGUUCACACAACUGACCAAGAAACAUGACAUUAUGGACAAAAAGACGAGGAUCUACUGGGAGAUGUCGUUUAUAAACACUAAGUUUAAGCCUUGUAGAUAAACCAUAUUCGUGUUUGCGUGACAUCCAAGUUUGUUUGAACAAGUAUUUGAAAAUAUUGAACAUUCAUGAUGGUAUUCGCCAUAUUAACUCAAGACCCAUGAAGUUUUAAAUACAUAUUAAAUCCAACAUCCGUA
This is a messenger RNA of Ciona intestinalis (vase tunicate), 1320 nucleotides long. Lineage: Eukaryota; Metazoa; Chordata; Ascidiacea; Phlebobranchia; Cionidae. The record is from RefSeq and is a predicted model, not a curated record.